UGUCACUAAGAAAUAACAUGGCCGCAUCGUUAUGCAGUAGAUUUUUCCAACAAACACCAAAACAGCGGGCAAUAUUUACAUCUACAAUACUUCCCACGGUCACAAGGCCAUUUCUUUGUCGAGGUCAUCGUCUGGGUCCCAGUGAUGAUGAGUUGUACCAAAGGACCACUGUGUCCAUAAUGAAGAAGGAGCAGGGCAGUGGGCCCAUGAUCCAUAGCUACAGCUCCAUAGGCUUCAACAUUGACGGGAACCGAGUGUUUGGCCCCUGCGCUGUAGUCCCUCCAGCCAUCCUGCAGUGGAAAGUUGGAAGCCAUACAGACAUAACAGAAGAAAGUGUGUCACUUUUCCAUAUGAUUGAACCAAGGAUAGAGAUUCUUGUCUUGGGUACCGGUGCAAAAGUUGAACGCAUUGAUCCAGCAGUUUUGGCAUUGCUUAAAAAAAAGGGUAUCUCUGUGGAAGUGCAAGACACGCCAAAUGCAUGUGCAACAUUUAACUUCUUGACCAGUGAGCGAAGAGUGGCAGCCGCUGGUCUGAUACCUCCACCGCAGAGCACAACAUUAGAUCUGAUAAAGGAGUAAUAUUGUUGAAAGCAAAAGACUGGAAGGACUUUUUAUAUUGAUGUUGGAAAAUAACAGAUGUGCACUUCUGUUUUACUGGGAGAUGCUCCAGAGUAGUACAAAAUAUACAGCCAUU
Molecule: messenger RNA, 693 nt
Organism: Periophthalmus magnuspinnatus
Lineage: Eukaryota; Metazoa; Chordata; Actinopteri; Gobiiformes; Gobiidae
Gene: ndufaf3
Product: NADH:ubiquinone oxidoreductase complex assembly factor
Exons: 5
Coding region: 18-578 (186 amino acids)
Biological process (GO): mitochondrial respiratory chain complex I assembly
Cellular component (GO): mitochondrial inner membrane
Source: RefSeq, a predicted model, not a curated record